AUGAGAAUAUCCUUGUUUUCUUUUCUUUAUGUUGUAUAUAUUUGUCUUGCCUUUUUUGAAGUGCAGGCUCUUCAUCUCAAUAUCCAUGACAAUGAUUCAGUUCGAAGUACCAUUAACAGUAUGACUGGAGAGCUCAUGAAUUACUGGAACGGGACGGACCAUAAAUUUGUUGCAUCAUACUGGUGGCUUACUGGUGCUUCCAUGACCGUUCUUUUAAACAAUGGUAUAUUGUUUAAUAACAAUACUUAUACCGAUUUGGUUUCCGAGUCUUUGAUGUACAACGCUGGUAGUGAUUACGAUUUUGAGCCGUCUGACGAAUACUUCAACUUAGGAAACGAUGACCAAGGUAUUUGGGGUGCUGCAGUAAUGGAUGCUGCAGAGCUAGAUUUAAAGCAAGUAGGGGAUUCAUCAGCGUCUUGGCUUGAAUUGGGUCAAGCGGCAUUUAAUCGUAUCUCUGAUAGAUGGGAUACCGUGAACUGCAAGGGUGGCUUACGUUGGCAAGCGUUUCCUUGGUUAAGUGGCUAUUCUUAUAAGAGCAGUAUCAGUAAUGGGUUAUUAUUUCAGCUAGCUGCUAGAUUAGCCCGUUUCACCGGCGAUCCCAAGUAUGAAGAUUGGGUUAAUCGCGUCUGGGAUUGGUCAACAUCCAGCGGGUUUGUCAAUUCUACAGAUUUUAGCGUUUAUGAUGGAUCUAAAAUAUCGACAAACUGCACUGUAAUAGAUCAUUCUCAAUGGUCUUAUAACCUUGGAGUUUACAUGACUGGUGUUGCGUACAUGUACAAUCAUACUCGGGGAGACAACUUCUGGAAAGAUAAACUUGACGGUUUCAUUUCUCAUGCAACAUCGUUUUUUAUGAAUAAUGAUAUAGCUUGGGAUCCGCAAUGUGAAACCACAGGGUCAUGUAACAUUGAUCAAACUGCGUUCAAAGGAAUAUUGAUGCAAAGUUUUGGAAAUGCAAUACGUCUUGCCCCUUACACUAAAACAACUGCUGCAGCUUUGGCUUGUUCGGGUGGAUACUCUGGCAAGAGUUGCGGUGUUCAUUGGUCUUGGGACAAUGGCACGUGGGAUGGCACGUAUGGUGUCGGUCAACAGUAUUCAGCUUUGGAGGCUGUACAGAUGCUUUAUGUUGAUAAUUAUCCAAAAUUAGUUACCUUAUCGACUUCAUCUGACAAUCGUUCGAACACUACUUUUGGUUCUGCCAACUCAACUUCAAACAAUUAUGAAGUUACCAUUCCUCGUCCGACGGAAGCUGAUCGAGGUGGUGCUGGAUUCCUCACAUUUUUAUCGGCCUUUUUAAUUCUGGGUGUAUCUAUAUGGGCCAUCAUUGAAGAUGAAGAAGGAAAGAUUCCCUCCAGAAAUCAACAAGGCGAAACUGAAAUCGUUGAGGAGAAGAAAGACGAUACUGUUAUGAGUGUAUAG
Schizosaccharomyces octosporus yFS286 is the source of this 1416-nucleotide messenger RNA. Its product is annotated as mannan endo-1,6-alpha-mannosidase. The coding region runs from base 1 to 1416 and encodes 471 amino acids. The record is from RefSeq and is a predicted model, not a curated record. Lineage: Eukaryota; Fungi; Ascomycota; Schizosaccharomycetes; Schizosaccharomycetales; Schizosaccharomycetaceae. Gene Ontology annotation, biological process: carbohydrate catabolic process; fungal-type cell wall biogenesis. The transcript is spliced from 3 exons. Gene Ontology annotation, molecular function: mannan endo-1,6-alpha-mannosidase activity.